Coniosporium apollinis CBS 100218 is the source of this 1383-nucleotide messenger RNA. RefSeq lists its product as uncharacterized. The transcript is spliced from 3 exons. The record is from RefSeq and is a predicted model, not a curated record. Lineage: Eukaryota; Fungi; Ascomycota; Dothideomycetes. Bases 1 to 1383 code for a protein of 460 amino acids.
AUGAAGCUCCUCACAACACUCUUCUCCUCUUCGCUCCGUCUCCAGUCUGCGCUCGGUCUUAGCCUGCCAGAUAUAGCCGUCAAGCACGUCAAGAUCCUCGGCGAGCAAAGCAGCCACCAACUCGAAGAUCGCGUCUUCCGCGACGGCGGACACUCCGUCGCCAUUGGCGGCAAGAUAAUAUGGCUCUUCGACGACACUAGCAGCGUGACGAAGCGCGACCACAACCUACUCUCCUUCGUCUCUAACAGCGUGGCGUACGCCUCGGACCCCGACGACGACAUUGCGGCGAUUGAGGACCUUGGAGACAAUACAGGCGACCGUAUAGAUCACACCUGGAUUCCGUUCACCGAGGACGAGAAGAAGUACAACGAUGCGCACAAGGGCAAGGAAAGGAUGGCAAUCUGGCCGGGGACAAACCCUCUCCCCAUCAGCACCGAGGAAGCCAUCCUGUGGGCUCCCCGCGUCCACGUCGAUGCUCAGGCACAGAAAGUAACCCUCCGCGCCGAGGGCAUGACGCUGCUCUCCAUCAACAUAACGCAGGACGGCCCGCAAGUGACACGGCUAGUGGACAAGAUAGACGGCGCGAUACAAUACGGAGGCUUUGCAGCAGUACAAGGCGGCAGCCCCAACGCGCGCUUUGUCUACCUCUUCGGCGCCGACGCGUACGGUCUCCAGCUCGCGCAGGUCCCCCUCGACGUCAUCCAAGACGAGCGAAAGCGCCGCUACUACCAUCCCCGUCUACACAUGUGGGCAGAAACACAACCGCUAUCCGGCCUUGCAAGCAAGGAAGACCUCUACCUCGCCGGCACCUUCUCCUCAGGCUCCAUCUUCUUCAGCCCGUAUUUCCGAACCUUCUUGAUGAUCUACUUCAACAACGUAGCGGACUCGACGUUCUACCUGCGCUACCUCGACCUCAGCGCCCCAAGAGGCCCGACGCACGGGAAGGCCGGACAUGUUCUCGGACCAGACGACAUUGAGGCACUGGGGUCGUUCUACUGGUCGCCGGAGAUGAACCUCUGGCGCUCGCCGCCGACGAAACACGGAUACAACUAUGCUGGACAGGUGCACCCGGAGUACUUUAACAGGCUGUACUAUGCACCGUCUGUUUACUCUGACGCCCAGCCGACCGAUUUUCCCUUCUACGGCUCCGGCGUAGUGGAUCCCGAGACGCCGGACGGAAAGCACAUCCUCCUCAGCUACACGCGCCAGAUGGGCAACGGUAGAUACCAGGUCGAACUUGCGAGGCUCGAGUUUGAGGGAAUAGCCGGCCGGCCGGAGACGGAUGGUGCGUCUGUAGGCCGGGAGGUCGGCUUGGGGUGUGUGUCCUUGCUGUUGGGGUCGGUUUUCGUGCUGAACCUUCUGGUCUGCACUGGGAGGCUUUGA